Spizellomyces punctatus DAOM BR117 is the source of this 672-nucleotide messenger RNA. RefSeq lists its product as uncharacterized. Bases 1 to 672 code for a protein of 223 amino acids. Lineage: Eukaryota; Fungi; Chytridiomycota; Chytridiomycetes; Spizellomycetales; Spizellomycetaceae. The transcript is spliced from 9 exons. Gene Ontology annotation, cellular component: membrane. Gene Ontology annotation, molecular function: beta-N-acetylhexosaminidase activity. Gene Ontology annotation, biological process: glycosaminoglycan metabolic process; carbohydrate metabolic process. The record is from RefSeq and is a predicted model, not a curated record.
AUGCAGGCCUUCCAGACUCGGAUCGCUGACAUCGUAAAGAAGAGCAACCGCCGGAUGCUCGUGUGGGAUGAGACCAUCCUUCAGUACGGGCUGGCAGGAACUCCUGCCUUGCCCAAGGAUGCCAUCAGCAUUGCGUGGCAGACAACCACACAAGCAGACCUGGAGAGGGUCGCAAUCGUUGGCCCGAUUGUGGUAGCAUCGUCCUCGAACUUCUAUCUGGACUGUGGCCCUCAAGCCACUUGGUGUGCUCCUUUCAAAACCUGGGAAACCGUUUACGAUUAUGAUCCGACCGGUGAACUGUCUGCUCCUGCGAAGGCAAACGUUAUUGGGGGUGAAGUCGCCAUGUGGAGCGAAACUAUGAAAUGCAACGUGCUCGAGUUCGCCAUCUUCCCGCGAGGCGCCGCCGCAGCCGAACGCUUGUGCUCUCCCCCAUCCACCGCCCGGACCGCCAACACCUCAGCCCAUAUCAAAUACUGUCAAGGGAAGGGAAUCAAGAUUUUGAUUUCUCUAGGCGGUGCCAGCGGUGCGUACUCGCUGUCUUCUCCCGAGACAGCCAACAAGGUUUCUCAGGAAAUGUGGGAUCUUUUCCUCGGGGGUAACGCUCCCAACCGUCCGUUCCUUGACGCCGUUCUCGAUAGUGUCCAUUUGGACAUUGAGGGCGGAGGAGCGUAG